Messenger RNA from Melospiza georgiana, 1623 nucleotides. It is a transcript of the gene ARHGAP15, whose product is annotated as Rho GTPase activating protein 15. Gene Ontology annotation, biological process: signal transduction; regulation of GTPase activity. The coding region runs from base 16 to 1446 and encodes 476 amino acids. The record is from RefSeq and is a predicted model, not a curated record. Lineage: Eukaryota; Metazoa; Chordata; Aves; Passeriformes; Passerellidae. The transcript has 13 exons. Gene Ontology annotation, cellular component: cytoplasm.
GUCAACCCAGCAACCAUGGAAAGGUCUUCAACUUCUGAUACAGGCUCUGAAAAGCCUAAUCCUUCCCACCAUAGCACAGGGGCUGUUCAAAUGAGGAUCAAAAAUUCCAACACUCACCACGACAGGCUGAGCCAAAGCAAAUCUAUGAUUCUCUCUGAGAAUGUGAAAGUCGCCGAGCCCAUAAACCGUCACAGAAGAAAUCUUUCCCAACACAACUUGACAAUUGCAGACAUCAUCAGCAACCAGGAAUCCACGGUAGUGGCGAAGGAAGGAUAUCUUCUAAAAGCAAAAAUAGCAGAUGGUGGCAAGAAAUUAAGGAAAAAUUGGUCCACCUCCUGGAUUGUCCUUACUGCUCGGAAAAUGGAAUUCUACAAAGAGUCCAAGCAGCCGGCCAUGGCCAACCUGAAGCCGGGAUAUAAACCUGAGUGUGUGGAUUUGUGUGGUGCUCGCAUUGAGUGGACCUCAGAGAAAUCCAGCAAAAAGAAUGUCUUUCAGAUCACCACAGUGUCAGGAAAUGAGUUCCUCUUCCAGUCGGAUAUCGACUUUCUCAUAUUGGAUUGGUUCCACGCUAUCAAAAAUGCAAUUGACAGAUUGCCAAAAGAACAGAGAAUUACAUCGAGAAAUUUGGAGUUCAAACUCAGAAGAUCCUCCAGCAUCGAAUUACUGAAUAACUUAGACACUGAAUCCAAAGAGCCAAAGCCUGAACACAGAAAAUCUUUAAUUUUCAGGCUGAACUACAGUGCCUCUGACACAAAUGACAGAAACCGAAUUAAAAGCAGAUUAAAGAAGUUCAUCUCCCGAAGACCCUCCUUGAAAACAUUGCAAGAAAAGGGACUUAUUAAAGAUCAAAUUUUUGGCUCCCAUUUGCACUCGGUUUGUGAGCAUGAGAAAUCUACAGUUCCCCAGUUUGUAAGACUCUGCAUAGAAGCUGUUGAAAAAAGAGGUCUAGAUGUUGAUGGAAUAUACAGAGUUAGCGGCAAUCUGGCAACAAUACAGAAGUUACGAUUUGUUGUCAAUCAGGAAGAGAAGCUGAAUUUGGACGACAGCCAGUGGGAGGACAUCCACGUUGUCACCGGAGCACUCAAGAUGUUUUUCAGAGAGCUGCCUGAGCCGCUGUUCCCAUACUCCUUAUUUGAACAGUUUGUGGAGGCGAUAAAAAUCCAGGACAAUGCCACUCGCAUCAAAUGCAUAAGGAGCCUGGUAAAGAAGCUCCCAAGACCCAACUAUGAGACAAUGAAAAUCCUUUUUCAACAUCUACAGAAGAUAGCAGCCAAGGAAUCCGUGAAUCUUAUGUCAACACAGAGCUUAGGAAUUGUGUUUGGACCAACACUGCUUAGACCUGAAAAGGAGACAGGGAACAUGGCAGUCCACAUGCUGUACCAAAAUCAGAUAGUUGAACUUAUGCUGAGCGAGUACAGCAAGAUCUUCGGCUCGGGGGAAGACUGACAGACAGGGCCUGUUAUUGAAAACGUUCACAUCUGUCUUGAUGUCUAAUAUUUUUACAUUUCUGUAAACAUAUCUUUGAAAUAUUUCUUUUUCUUUCAAGUGACAGAUGCCUCGUUUUGUGCAAACUUAAUGAUGAUUUUGUGUCUAAUUUUCAAACAUUGGAAUAAAAAAUAUUGU